AUUCAUUCUCAAUCCCAGGAGCGAAACGACUUCGAUUUGGAGCGGAACGACUGGGGGCGAAAAGGUUAGGAAGCGAAACGACCGGAUACCUCGUCCAUAUUGUUUACCUUGGCAAAAGGAAAAAUUUUGUGAAAAUCUUGAUAUUUCACUAGAUCUAAAUCAAAAUGUAUCGAAAAGACAAGCCCCUUACUUUGAAGGGUAGCGCAUCUUCAAUGUGCAAUAACUUGACUAUACAUGUCAGCUCGGAAAAGAACCAAAUUACGUAUGCAAUCGUCCACAAAGCGGUUGCAAAUAUCGUGAGCACAAAUAUUGAUGGAACUUGUCCAAAUCACCGGCAACUUCUCUGCAAAGAACCGUCCACCUCUGGUCAGGCCGGUGUUGGCUUCUGGAAUCCAAUAUUGAUCCAGGCUAAAUUCCUCCAAGUUGGAUCGAGGAUGAUACUGGUUGUGACAUCGCAAAAAGCUAUUCAGAUGUACGAAGGAGAAAGCUCAGCCUUGUUUUACUGGCAUGCACUAGGAGACCCUCAAGCUACUGACACCCCCACCUUUUCUAGAGGGAUAUGCCAUAUAGAAGGAACAAACACAGUCUGUGUUGGUACAUUUGAAGGACACAUCCUAGUUUUCAAUAUUCCCCCCAAAGGAACAGAUGUUACGCUAGCUGAAAAAUUGAAAGGUCAUAAGUAUCCCAUCUGUGAUAUUACAUCCCAUAAUGAUAACCUUGUGAGUAGUGACGAUCAGGGAAAUAUACGUGUUUGGCAAGCAAGAGCAGACAAGUUUUCUACGAGAGCGCAGAUCAGUGGGUCAGGGUACCCGUGUUCAAGUUUAGCAGUGUAUUCUGACAUCAUUGCUGCUGGUUAUGGCGAUGGCCAUCUCCGAAUCUUCAACUUGUCUACGGGGAAAAUGUCUGCUGAAAUUGCAGCACAUGCUAGAUGGGUCACUGCUAUUGAUAUAAGUUCAAGAGGACAGUUACUCUCUGUGGGUGAAGAUUCCUUUGUCCAUGUGUGGCAGCUGAAUCACAAUGGUGCAUUGUUAGAGGUUGAACACACAUUUUCAGAGAGUGUAUCUGAUCUACAGCUGGUUGGUGGUCGGUUCGUUUCUCCAGAUGGGCGAGCAUUCUGUGUGACGGGCUACGAUUCAAAUGAACUCAUCUUCUUCAGAAACUAACUAGGCCCGGGAAAGGUUCCAUUGAGAAACUGCUGUAGUCGUUUAAAUGCUGUUAGUGUAUCAGAAGUGCACUCAGAAUGUUUGGCCAAACUGCAUGCGAGGACUCCAAAGAUAUCGUCAUUUGACAGAAAGUGAUGCUUUGGACUUUUGGAAGAAAUGGCUCGCUCAGUCUUGCUAUGCGGAAAACAGUUCAAGCAAGAAGUCAAGGGAUGACAUGCUUGAUUGAAAGACUGAUUUUUUGAGAGUAGAAAAGUCCUGUGAACAGAUUGGUACCCUAGAAAAAGCACUGUAUGUACAAAGGUCAUCGGUAUAUGUUAGUGUUGUACAUGUAUGAUGGUAGAAAGAUUGUGUAAGUGUUAGAAGUGCACUUGAGGAAAGUCAAUGUAGUUAGCACAAAUACUGUGCUUCGGUUAAAAUCUCCGUCCAUGUAUUAGGUUUAGUGGAAAUAUCAAUUCCAGCCGCAGUGUGACUUAUAUUAACUAGUUGAAAGUAAUCCCUACAAUGCAAGUACAAUGUACACAAUAGGUCCAGUUUUGUAAUUUUUCUAUCACUCAGUAAGCAAUUUUGCACUGACAUUGUAGUUAGGAAUAUCCGUCCUUAUGAGAGUGUGUCCAACAGAAUUCCAUCCUUAUGAUGCCAGUAAUGUUGUUCAUUCCAUGAAAGCUACAUCCCACAUGAAGAUGGCCUACUUGAUCAAAGCUCUCUCCUAGAAUCUGUCACACUUGGGGAUAAAAACGAUGGUGGAAAUGCUGAUAAGUCUUGCCUGCAUGCAUAACUGAUCUUGAAGAAGCAUCAUUGAUCUUCAUAAACUUGUUAAAAUCAUAGAUUUUAAGAAUGUGUUUAGUCAUCCAUGUGCUUGUGUUACAUGUACGUAUGUAAUGUAAAUUUGUGUGUGAUUAAAAGUCUG
Lineus longissimus is the source of this 2070-nucleotide messenger RNA. RefSeq names its product WD repeat-containing protein 54-like. Lineage: Eukaryota; Metazoa; Nemertea; Pilidiophora; Heteronemertea; Lineidae. The coding region runs from base 165 to 1163 and encodes 332 amino acids. Gene Ontology annotation, molecular function: protein binding. The record is from RefSeq and is a predicted model, not a curated record. The transcript has 7 exons.